Messenger RNA from Symbiodinium necroappetens, 1389 nucleotides. Lineage: Eukaryota; Dinophyceae; Suessiales; Symbiodiniaceae. The record is from the annotation of a GenBank genome assembly.
AUGUUGAGCAUCCUUGCCGUGUCUGGCGAAACGGUCGCGAGCCUCACGAACGACGAGUUCAGAAAGCUGGUUUCCGACCAGGGAAGCUCCGUUCGUGCACUCAAAAGCCACUUACACAGUGUGACUGGGCUGCCCAGAUUUCGCCAGAGGAUUCUUAGUCACCUGGGUCUUGAACUACAAGACGAUGUUGACUUGCAGAUGCAUGUCCCCUGCAGCCUUCAGCUGGUGAAGCUAAGCUUUGAUGAGGAGGCCACCUGCCAACAUCACAACCAGAUGCUGCGGAGCAUCGAGCGGCGUGAUUCGAGCGGAACGGAGGCCUUGCUGCGGAAGCUGGUGAAUCCUGACCAUCGUUGCCCGAAGCAUGAUCGCUCUGCACUGCAAGCUGCCAUUCAGUGUGGAAACCUCGCAGCUGUGCAGCUGCUGCUUGAAGCUGGCACAGACCUGAAUGGGACCCCUUACAAGUACCUGGGCUAUGAACCUAAAUUCAAAUGUGUGGAACACGAGGCGACUGGCACGCCAAUUUUCCAAGCUGUUGAAACGAGGCCUGACAUAGGGGCAUUCGAACUAUCCAAAGAGAGGAAACGCAAGGUCGUUGCUGCUUUAAUUCACGGACGAGCAGAUAUCACUGUAACGAACAGUCUCGGUAAGACGCCGCUCAGAAAGGCUAUUGACUGCUGCGACGUGCCUCUUGUGCAACUGCUGCUCGAACUUCGUGCGGAUCCCAACCUAGCUGGUCCGGAAGCACCGCUACAUUGGGUGAUAGGAAACCACCUGCGGAGCCCUUAUAGCAGCACAUAUCCCAUGAUGGAAGCCUUGCUGGUUGCCAGAGCGAGUCUUUCGGACCAUGGCCCGAUCGAAAAGUCGCUGGUGUACCUGGCGACACAAAGGUAUUCCUCCCCGGAGAACUUGAGGCUCAUACUCAAGUGGCGGGCUGAUCUCAAUGCCGUUGACAUGGAGACUGGGGAGACUGCACUGGUGCGUGCAUGUUAUGAGUGCGACAUACUGCGGGUCAAAAAGUUGAUCGGGAUGCGUGCAAAUGUUCACAAAGCCGAUGCGACGGGAGCGACACCACUUCAUGCUAUUUGUGGUCCAACGAAACCUAUGGAACGGAGAUGGGACAACCACGAUAUCCUAAACAGACUUUGUGAGGAAACACACCUCGAUGUUUUAAAGCUGCUGGUGGAAGCUCGUGCCAAUAUCGACGCAUGCAUGAAGGAUGGAAGGACAGCCCUACAGCUCGCAGUCCAACACCAAAAAGACACCCUCGCCAGCUUUCUCAAGAAGCGGAAGGCCGAUGCUGAAGCCGCCAUGGCGAGCCCCGAAGUGUCCACGCCAAGAAGGGCGAUACUGCUCCUGUCCCGGGGUGACAAACGACCCCGGGCAGUCUGA